AUGCACUACAAGCUUGUGAGGGCUAUCUCCAGUAGCCUGGCCCAGGAGAGGCCUGGGUAUCUGUUUUGCCUACCAGAUCAGGGGUUCUUCAAGUCUUCAGUGCAUGGCAGCUUGCAUCUCCCGCUGACUCCUGCCAAGCUGGACGCCUCCGAAUCCUGUGAGGAGGCUGCCAGAUACCCCCCAGCGUGCUUCAGUGAUAUCCAAGUGCCUGACCUCAAACCCACAGCCAAGGACAAUGACAAACACAUUGUGUCAGUGGAGAACAGCCGCCAUGUCAAAGAUGCUUCUACAAUCACAGAUGUGUGCACCAAUGGGGACGUCCCAGAGGUGGAGAUCAUCAGCCUGCUGCAGGAACAGCUCCCACAUUACACUCUACGAGCCGACACCAUGUUUGGAUAUGAGCACGAUGACUGGCUGCACACCCCUCUGCUCCCGCCUGAUUUGCCCUUGCGCCUCACCCCCGAGCAGAUAGGGGAAACCUUAAAAUAUUUCCUCUUGUGUUCUGAGCGUGUGGGCAGAGUGACCAAGACCUAUCGGGACAUAGAUGCUGUGACCGGUCUGCUUGAGGAGAAAGAGAGAGACCUAGAGCUCGCUGCCCGUAUUGGGCAAUCUCUUUUGAAGCAGAAUCAAGAACUGACAGCAAGAAAUGAGUUUCUGGAGGAACAACUGGAGGCUGCCAAAGAGGAGGUCUUUCAGCUGCGACAUGACAUCUCAAUGCGGGAGGAUCUUCUCCAUCUUUAUACCAGCAAUUCGGACAGUGAUCCAGUGUCCGCAACUUCUACUCCGUUGCGUAGGAAUCAGUCAUCAUUUUGUCUUCAGCAAAGUAUUCAUCUGGAUACACUGGAGCAGAAGCUCAAGAGCUUGGAAGAUGACAACCAGAAGAUGCGCAGUAAGGCCGAUCAUAUACUUGAAGCUACCAAUGAGUAUGAGGAGCAGGAGGGGUCCUUGAUGCUGGACUGUGUCGAACAAUUCUCUGAGGCCAGCAGACAGGUGGCAAUGCUGGCAGAAGAGUUAGCGCGAAGGGGAGAAGAUGCAGUCCGACAGCAGGAGGAGAUCAGCCAGCUCCUGGCACAGAUAGUAAAUCUACAGCAGAAAUGCCGCAGUACCUCUACAGAGAAUGAAGAACUGCAGCAACAUCUGGCCGCUGUGAAGGAACGGGAGCGUCUCCUGAAAACGGAGCUUCAGUAUCUGCAGGAGAAACACAAAGAAUGCCAGGACAUGUUAAAUGAAGCCCAGGAAGAGUUAAAGAACCAGCGGAACCGAAGUCUGCCCAACAGCACCAUCAGCAGAUACAGCACCUUGAACAUCUUCCCCCUGGAUUCCUUAGCUGCGGAGAUUGAAGGAACAAUGAAAAAAGGCAUUGAUGCUUCCUCAGAACUCAAGAGCUACAAGCGAGUGUUUGAGACGGUCAAAGCUGCCAACCAAGUGGUGAGGACCAAAUCUCGUUGCCCGUCCCCUCAGAAUAUAACAGGCUCUCAAGCUCCCUCACAGAGGCCAUCUGCUGCACCGAGUCGUGUUGGUACUCCACCAAUGAGUUUCUGUGAGUCAGAGGGUGCCAGCAUGGUGCUAGAGGAGGAGGAGACCCUACUUCCUGUAGACAGUGAAGCUUCUGUUCUUGGAGGGAAGAAGUUAGGAACCCCUGGUACACCUGGGGGCACAGACCUGGCAGCAGCUCUUCAGAGACUCAGUGCUCAGCAGGAUUCUCAAUCUCAGGACAGCUUUUUCGAACAGAGGGAACAGAAGAUGCAACAACAUGAUGAGACAAAUAGUGGGUUCCUUACCCCAAAUGAGAGUGUCCUAUCCACUGGCACCAAUUACUCUGGCAUCUCUGAGGCCACUGGCAGCUCAAGUUUCUCUUUGGGUUCGAGGUCCUACCUACCAGAGAAGUUGCAGAUAGUGAAGCCUUUAGAAGGAUCAGCAACCCUCCUGCAUUGGCAGCAGUUAGCAAAGCCCAACUUAGGUGGCAUUCUGGAUCCUCGGCCUGGUGUGUUAACCAAAGACUUCCAGGAAUUGGACAUUGACGUUGAAGAUGUCUACAACCUCAACGACUUUGAGGAGGACGACAUGGAGCCUAUAUCUUUUGAAGCCAUUGCUACAUCCACUCCAACCAAAAACAAACCACUUAAAAGCAUGUUCCGUUCUGUUAACAACCUUCCCCAGACUCCAUCUACGUACACUAUUACCACAUGUCGUAUGUCACACCCUCUGCAGGACAUUACACAGGUCACCUCCAGUCUUCGUACAGUACUUUCCUCGUGUGGUAGCUUUGAGAGCCUGAGUUCCUUCAGCCUUGAACCUCACAAAGACAUGCCCGUAGUGACCUCUCUCCCACCAAGGAAUGAUCAACCCAUCUCUGGACGCAACACUCCCUUCGGAUUAGUUACCCUCUUAAAAGAACAUGGUAUAUCUGCCACUGCAGACCCCAGCAACAAAACCUCAACUGAAGCUGAAGUUAGGCCACCUGCACCUUUUGCAUACCCACCUAUCUUUCAAUUGGGUUGGGGUAAGACUUUAAGAGGUCUAGGCUUUGGAAGAUCUGUUGUGGACAGUGCUUCAGUGAAUGAGAAACAAGAUACUGGUGCUACACAGAAAAGCAUCUUCAGUAUAAACCUGGUGGAACAGUUACGGAGACUUGGCUUGAAUCAGGUUGUAGAGAGGGGUAUGGCAUCUUUUCAAAAGACAACAGAAGCCAAGAACCCUUCAAGCUGAUUCCAUAAACCGUGACUGAACAGAAUGAAAAUGAAUUUGCACUGACUUGACUGUUGGAGGACAAUAUAUUCUGGCAUGUGGAUGCCACAAUACCUUUUUUUUUUUUUUUUUUUUUUUUUUUUUUUUUUUAUUAGCUUGCAUGUUCUGCUAGAAGGAUGUGGUGGUAGAAGCAAAGGGGUUUUAGGGACGGGCACUUUAUGACUAUGCAACCUACAUUUGUAUGUUCCUCCAUAUAUAUUACAAGAGAGACAUCUUGUAUCUGUCACAGGAACUAAAGAGGGACAUGUAGCUGUCCCUAUAGCAAGGUGAUAUAAUGCUCUUCUGUAAGUUGUAAAUCCACAAUUACCUUCAGAUAAUAGUGCUCGAUUAACCAUCCUGUUUCCUUCUGUAGAACAUCUCAGUGGUUCCAUCCCAGUGGUAUAAAUUCAAGUUUUCAUGUUCUUAGCGUCUAAUUUUUUACCACAGAAUAUAUAUGAGGAAUAAGUAAGGCUUGGCUGAGGUCUUUUUAAUGUAAGCGCAUUGCACAUCUGAACUAUUUACUUGAAAGGUUCAAGUCAGUGGUCCAAAUCCAUGUUUUACUGUAUCCUGGUUGCACAGGACAAAGGUUCUAUUUUUCAUAUCCAUAAAGAAAUGUGAUUAUUGUCAGUGACAAAUGCUAGCAAUAGCUACUUUCUUCUCUACUUCCAUCUACUAGUGAGUGAUGUACCAGUACUGUUCAUACUACAAGACCGUGUGGCUAGAUUUGGGUUUAUUUGAUCAACAUCUGCAACGUAUUCUUUAAAGUAUCUCAAGACUCGAGAGAAAAGGUUGUGAUACUGUAAAUAAGGUCUUUGCCAGGUCUGCCCUGUACUGCUGAUGACCACCAUGAUUGGAAAUGUUGUGGUGUACAUGCUGAGACAUAAGUGUUGUAAUAAUGGAAUUUUCUUCUGCACUGAUUAUAUGUAACUUUAAUAAAUUGAAUAUAUAAAUGUC
This is a messenger RNA of Bufo gargarizans (Asiatic toad), 3681 nucleotides long. RefSeq names its product trafficking kinesin-binding protein 1-like. The record is from RefSeq and is a predicted model, not a curated record. Gene Ontology annotation, molecular function: signaling receptor binding. The transcript has 17 exons. Lineage: Eukaryota; Metazoa; Chordata; Amphibia; Anura; Bufonidae. Bases 1 to 2709 code for a protein of 902 amino acids. Gene Ontology annotation, biological process: anterograde axonal transport of mitochondrion; neurogenesis; neurotrophin TRK receptor signaling pathway. Gene Ontology annotation, cellular component: dendrite.